AUGCUGGUGGCCGAGCCCGCCGCCGCCGCCGCCGGAGCCAUGUCCCAGCCCGAGGCGGAGCGGGCGGGCGGCGGCUCCGCGCCGGAGCCGGAGCCGGGGCCGGGGCUCCCCGGGCGGGCCCCGCACCGCAGCCGCGGCCGGCGGCCCUCGGGGCGCGACUCCCGCCGCGCCUCCUCCCGCUUCAACCGGCGGAGCUCGGCCGAGCUGGAGCUGCUGGGCUACCCGGCGCCGGGCGGGGGGCGCGGGGGGUCGCCGCCGCCGGCCGCGUCGCCGGGCGCCGCCGGGCGCCGGGAGCCGGAGGAGACGGAGAGCGAGGAAGUGGAGACGCGCGCGGUCGCCACCUCCCCCGACGGCCGGUUCCUCAAGUUCGACAUCGAGAUCGGCCGCGGCUCCUUCAAGACCGUCUACAAGGGGCUGGACACGGAGACCACCGUGGAGGUGGCCUGGUGCGAGCUGCAGACACGGAAGCUGUCGAAGACAGAGCGGCAGCGGUUUAGUGAGGAGGUGGAGAUGCUGAAGGGGCUGCAGCAUCCCAACAUCGUCCGCUUCUACGACUCCUGGAAGUCAUCCAUCAAAGGCCAGAUCUGCAUCGUGCUGGUCACAGAGCUCAUGACGUCCGGCACCCUGAAAACCUAUCUGAAGCGGUUCAAGGAGAUGAAGCUGAAGGUGCUGCAGCGCUGGAGCCGGCAGAUCCUCAAGGGGCUGCAUUUCCUGCACACCCGCUCGCCCCCCAUCAUCCACCGCGACCUCAAGUGCGACAACAUCUUCAUCACGGGCCCCACCGGCUCGGUCAAGAUCGGGGACCUGGGCCUGGCCACGCUCAAGCGAGCCUCCUUCGCCAAGAGUGUCAUAGGCACCCCCGAGUUCAUGGCGCCGGAGAUGUAUGAGGAGAAGUACGACGAGGCGGUGGACGUCUACGCCUUCGGGAUGUGCAUGCUGGAGAUGGCCACCUCGGAGUACCCCUACUCCGAGUGCCAGAACGCUGCCCAGAUCUACCGCAAGGUCACCUCGGGCCUGAAGCCCAGCAGCUUCUACAAGGUGAAGGUGCCGGAGCUGAAGGAGAUCAUCGAGGGCUGCAUCCGCAUGGACAAGAACGAGAGGUACACCAUCCAGGACCUGCUGGAGCACUCCUUCUUCCAGGAGGACACGGGGGUGCACGUGGAGCUGGCCGAGGAGGAUGACGGCGUCAAGUCUGGACUCAAGCUCUGGCUGCGCAUGGAUGACACAAAGAAGCUGCACGGCAAGUACAAGGACAACAACGCCAUCGAGUUCCUCUUCGAGCUCUACAAGGACGUGGCGGAGGAGGUGGCGCAGGAGAUGGUGGUCCUGGGCUUCGUCUGCGAGGCCGACUACAAGCUGGUGGCCAAGGCGGUGCGGGACCGUGUGGUUGCCAUCAAGCGCAAGCGGGAGAAGCUGAAGCGUGCCCAGGACGUACCGUCGCCUGCGGAGCCAGAGCAGCCGCCGGGUGUCCUGCAGCUGCUGGAGGAGCUCAAGUCCCCGCUGCCGCCUGGUGCCCCUGCACCCGCCCCGGCCACCCCCGGCUCCGCGGACUCCGUCUUCAGCAGCACCUUCCCCGAGCCUGAGGAGCCUGAGGCCGACCAGCACUUCGCCUACCGGCACACCAGCUACUCCUCAGCCACCUCCGACUGCGAGACUGACGGCUACCUGAGUUCCUCCGGCUUCCUGGACUCCUCAGACCCGGCCCAUCGCAGCUUCUCAGUGGGGGACCCCGCCAGCCCACCGCCUGCCCGUCCCAUGCGCUGCUUCCCCACGAGCAUCGCAGUGCAGCUGCCCACCGAGCACCUGCCCCCCGCCAGCGGCUUCUCCUCCCCGGUGGACAGCUACGCCUCGGACGUGGCAUCUGGCAUGAGCGACGGCUGCGAGGGGCUCUCGGCCGGUGAGCGGAGCACCAAGCUGCCGCCCAAGCGGGCCUCGGGAAAGCUGCUGCGGCGCCGAGCCCGAUCCAGGCUGCGCAUCACCAAUAUAUCCGACAAGAACGACCGGGUGGUGGAGUGCCAGCUGCAGACCUACAACAACAAGAUGGUGACCUUCAAGUUUGACCUGGAUGGGGACAACCCAGAGGAAAUCGCGGCCGUCAUGGUCCACAACGAGUUCAUCCUCAAGUCGGAGCGGGACGGCUUCAUCCACCGCAUCCGGGACAUCAUCCACCGCGUGGAGACCCUGCUCCGCAAGGACGGGCAUGGCGCCGCCGAGCUGCCUGAGAGCCCUGAGGCCGAGCGCGGUGCAGGCAGCCCCGCGGACCUGCAGCUGCAGGAGCUCUCACGCUCCAUCUCCUCCUCAUCCUCACUCAGCGACCUUGGCUGCACCAGUCCCAGCCUCUCGGUGCAGUCCCCCGUCCUGCCGUUGCUGAGCAGCUCCCCGUCGGAGAACGACCUCGCCAGCCCCGCGGAGCCGCCGGCAGCCCCGGCACGUGAGCUGCGGCCGACGCUGCUGGGCUCCCCCGCAGGCUCCGUGCAGACCUGGCCCCUCGUCUCGACGGCUCCCUCCUGGCUGACGGCGUCGCCAGUGUUCCCGCAGACCCCCCCGAGCACCCCGGGGGGGCCUGUCCCACCAGCCCCGCCCCAAGCCCUCCUGUCGCCGCUGCCGCUCCCCACGUCCCCUGUCCCCAGCGGGCCCAGCAGCCCCCUGAGCCCCGCUGUGACCAGCACACCCUGGUCCCCCACCACCCCCCUCCUGUCCCUGGCCAAUGUCUUCUCCCUGGCAGUGAUGAGCGUGGCCCACACGCUGCUGCCCACCGUCUCCUCCAUCUCCAGCUCGGGUGGGCACCUCUACCCCCCGCUGCUGCCGCGGCCACAGAGCCUCAUCCUGGGGCCCCCGCGCUUCGUCUACCCCGACCCUGCCAGCACGGCCAAGCCAGCCCCGGCCUGCGGUGGGACCCUGGAGUCAGCGGGGGCCGAUGUCCCCACUGCCGGGGCGCCCAUGCCAUUCCCUCCCCCAGCACCGGCCCCACCGUGCCCCGCAGGCAGUGAGGCCACAGGGAUUCCCCUGCCAUCGCUGAGCACAUCCACGCCGGGGAGACCAGAGGGCAGUGUGGUGCCACCCAGCUCCCCCAAGCCCAGCCACUCGCUCAUCGUCUCGGAGUCGCCAGCGCCCGGCGUGCCCAAGGCCCGGCUCUCGCCCAUCAGCGAAGCAGAAGCCAAGCCCCAGAUCCUGGGCCGGUUCCAGGUGACGCCAACCAGGGACCUGGCUGUGACCUCCCCGGUGCUGGGCAGCAGUGAGGGCAGCAGUGAGGGUGAGCAGCAUGGCGCGGAGCCGGCAGCGAGCAGCUCUCCCCUGCCUGUGGCCCCCGACACAGGGGGCAGCUCAAGCAGUGACUCGGACUCGGCGCUGGAGACGGCGGAGCAGGACCCCGAGGCUGAGGAGGCGCUGGCCAAGGAGGGCACGGCGGCACCGGCGGAGAGCGACCGGGAGGGCCCCGGGGAGGAGGGUGCAGAGAGCGUGCCGCAGGCGGUGCUGAGCCAGGUGUGGCUGAGCUACUCCCGCAGCUUGUCCUACCUGAGCAGCGACGACACCGAGAGCGAGGACGAGGAGAUCUGGGAGGAGCUGCAGAACCUGCGCCAGAAGCACCUGGCCGAGGUGCAGCUGCUGCAGAGCGCCCAGAAGAAGGAGAUCGAGGAGCUGUACCUGCGGAUGGGGAAGCAGCCGCCGCUGGGCAUCGUCUCCCCCGCCGCCAUGCUCUCCAGCCGCCAGCGACGCCUCUCCAAGGGCAGCUUCAACCCCUCCCGCCGCAACAGCCUGCAGCGCCUGGAGCUGGCGCAGCCCCCAGGCAUCAUGCGCCGUAACUCGCUGAGUGGCAGCAGCACCGGCUCGCAGGAGCAGCGGCUGAGCAAAGGGGUGACCUUCGCCGACGACUUCAGCCGGAUGUAGCCGGCUGGCCAGGAGUGACUUCAUGAACUACCUCAACCAAGUGCCUGCUGCCGCGGGGGCGGGCGAGAGCCCCUGCACCUCCUGGGAGGACAGUGCCGGCCUUGGGGGCAGCCAGCGCCCUCGGGCAGAGCCAGCUGGGUGCCCGCCCCGGGGAGCCCAGCCCCCCGCCUCCGCCCCUGUGCCUGCAGCAGGGUACCUGCUGCCUCUGUAUCAGAGGGAGGGCAGGCCUGUGCCACGCUUGUCCUCCCAUCUCCUCCUUCCUUGUGCACGCCCGGCCCCCUCCCUGCCGUUCCCAGCCCGUUUGCUCAAGCCUGGCCCCAGCUGCAGGACGCAUGCGAGGUGCCGCCAUCCUUCACGGCUUUACUCCGAGCUGAACCUGCGCAGGCAGAACCGGGCCCCGCCGGCGCCCUGCCCCGAGCAGAACCACCCCCGACUGCGGCCCAGUCACGAUACAUCCCCACCCCUGCCACCAUCCCACCCCUGCCCUGGGGCCGCUCCAGCUCCGCUCCCUGCGGGGAACAACGCGUGGGGCCCGAGCCCAGCGCCCCGGGGCUGCCCUGCUCACUGCCACCCUCGUCUCGUUCUGCGCAGCUGAGAACAAGCCGGCUGCGGAGCAGGAAGAAGCGUCCCUCGGCCCUGUAAGGCGAUGGAGCUGGCGCACCAGGAACGGCAGCGGGUGCACUUUGUUACAAACUGAUGUCUGGAAAGUGUUUUCAUAAA
Messenger RNA from Gymnogyps californianus (California condor), 4608 nucleotides. RefSeq names its product WNK lysine deficient protein kinase 4 (gene WNK4). Gene Ontology annotation, biological process: intracellular signal transduction; negative regulation of sodium ion transport; positive regulation of sodium ion transmembrane transporter activity. Gene Ontology annotation, cellular component: cytoplasm; cytosol. The record is from RefSeq and is a predicted model, not a curated record. Lineage: Eukaryota; Metazoa; Chordata; Aves; Accipitriformes; Cathartidae. Gene Ontology annotation, molecular function: potassium channel inhibitor activity; chloride channel inhibitor activity; ATP binding.